Molecule: messenger RNA, 908 nt
Organism: Acomys russatus (golden spiny mouse)
Lineage: Eukaryota; Metazoa; Chordata; Mammalia; Rodentia; Muridae
Product: dynein axonemal heavy chain 3-like
Exons: 6
Biological process (GO): microtubule-based movement
Cellular component (GO): dynein complex
Molecular function (GO): dynein light intermediate chain binding; minus-end-directed microtubule motor activity; dynein intermediate chain binding
Source: RefSeq, a predicted model, not a curated record
GUUGGAACAUCCCUUAUGAGUUCAAUGAGUCUGACCUGAGGAUUAGCAUGCGGCAGAUCCAGAUGUUUCUGAAUGACUACAAAGAGGUGCCCUUUGAAGCGCUGACCUACCUGACAGGGGAAUGUAAUUAUGGUGGCAGAGUGACUGAUGACAAAGACAGGCGUCUUCUGCUGUCCCUCCUGUCCACGUUCUACUGUAAGGAAAUUGAAUCAUCAGAUCGCUACUCCAUUGCUCCUGGAGAUGUUUACUACAUUCCUCCCCAUGGCAACUACCAGUCCUACAUUGAGUAUCUCAGGACCCUUCCCAUCACUGCACACCCUGAAGUAUUUGGUCUCCAUGAGAAUGCUGACAUCACCAAGGACAACCAGGAAACCAACCAACUUUUCCAAGGAGUGCUGUUGACGCUCCCAAGACAGUCAGGAGGGAGUGGGAAGUCUCCUCAGGAAGUGGUUGAGGAGCUAGCCCAGGAUAUACUCUCCAAGCUUCCCAGAGACUUUAACCUUGAAGAGGUAAUGAAGUUGUACCCUGUGGUCUAUGAGGAAUCUAUGAAUACCGUUCUAAGGCAGGAGCUCAUCAGAUUCAACAGGCUGACCAAAGUGGUUCGCAGAAGCCUUAUUGAUCUUGGCCGUGCCAUCAAAGGGCAAGUCCUAAUGUCCUCGGAGCUAGAGGAAGUCUUCAGUAGUAUGCUCGUGGGUAAAGUGCCAGCCAUGUGGGCAGCCAAGUCCUACCCGUCACUGAAGCCCCUGGGGGGUUAUGUUGCUGACCUAUUGGCCCGCCUGGCCUUCUUCCAGGAAUGGAUCAUCAAUGGACCCCCUGUGGUCUUCUGGAUUUCUGGGUUCUACCUUUACACAGUCUUUUUUGACGGAGUUUUCUCAGAAUUUUGCCAGGAAAUACACCAUCCCCAUUGA